AAAUAAAGGAGAUUAUCUUGUUGACAAGUAGAAUAAUAAAAUAAUUUGCAGCAAAAGACAGUCAUAAACCAUCUUUACCUUUCUCUCCUGCAUUCAAGAUCUUACGGAAAAAUACAGAAACAUUAUCAGCAAAAUGUAUUUGAAGUAUCAAAAGUAAAAGUACUUGUUCUGCAGAAAAAUGGCCCUUGAAUGAUAUGUCACUAUAUGUGAUAUUAGAUUUUUAUUACUAAUGCAACAAUGUGUAAGCAGCAUUUUACUAUUGUAGCUGGUCGAGGUAUUGUUCCCAACUUAGGGGUCGGGCCCCACGUUAGGGUCAUGAGAUAAAUCUGAGGGGUUGUGAGAUAAUUAAUGGGGUGAGAAAGAAGAAAAACAAAGUUCUACCACACAUUUAUAUUGUUUUUUAUUUUGGACUACUUUCUAAUCCUGGACAAUUUGGCAAUUUUGUUAUUUAAACGAGGUUCAUGAAAUCUCUCUUUAGUGAAACUUCUAAUAACUCACAGACAUCUGAAACGUGAGAGGGGCCACAAGCCAAAAAGGUUUAACAAUGCAUUUUUAAAGGCUUAUCAUAUGUGUUAUUAUGUAAAAUCUUAAUAAAUCUAGUAACUAUAUCUGUAAAAUAAAUGUAGUAAAAAAAAAAAAAGUAGCUUAUGUUCCCCUCUGGAUUGUAGUGGAGAAGUAGGGCCUAUAAAGUAGCAGAAAAUGAAAUUACUCAAGUAAAGUACCUCAAAAUGUUACUUCAGUGUAGUGCUUGAGUAAAUGUCCUCAUAGUUCCACCACUGGAGUUUGUGCACAUUGUUUUGUCCAGCAGAUGGAGCUCCAGGUCCUGUUAGUGAUGCAUGUGGAGGAGCAGAGCCGCGGCCCCUCCCGCGCGCUGCGCCCAUGCGUUGUUUUCGUCUCUUGGAUGAUGAGGCGCGUGUCUCACAAGAGGCGCCAGCGCACCGCACCGGGCUGAGGAGGUAGCUAAUGAGCAGACCAGACAAACAGCCCCUCUCUAAAGAAAUCCACGCAGCCUCUCAGAGCCGGAGAGACCAUGAAGGCAAGCGGCAGAUUGAGGAGUAAACGACAAUUUCCCUCGGGAUAAAUAAAGUUCUAUCUCAUCUUGUCUCAUAAAGAUUCACCUGCAGACGACUGAGUGAAGAAGCAGGAUGGCGGGGGGUCGGAGGGGACUUGUGGCCCCUCAGAAUACUUUUUUGGAGAAUAUUGUCAGACGGUCGAACGUUUGGACACUGUCACAUAGACAGACAGAUACCAAUUUCGUCCUGGGAAACGCUCAGAUAGUGGACUGGCCCAUCGUCUACAGCAAUGAUGGGUUCUGCAAGUUGUCAGGGUACCACAGAGCAGAGGUGAUGCAGAAAAGCAGCACCUGCAGCUUCAUGUACGGGGAGCUCACGGACAAGGACACGACGGAAAAAGUGCGACUAACAUUCGAAAAUUAUGAGAUGAACUCGUUUGAAAUACUGAUGUACAAGAAGAACAGGACGCCUGUUUGGUUUUUUGUGAAGAUUGCACCCAUUCGAAAUGAACAAGAGAAAGUGGUCCUGUUUCUUUGCACGUUCAGUGACAUCACAGCCUUUAAACAGCCCAUUGAAGACGAUUCUUCCAAAGGCUGGGGAAAGUUUGCCCGAUUGACUCGAGCUCUAACAAGCAGUAGAGGAGUCUUACAACAGCUGCAGCCCACAGUUCACAAAGGAGAGAAUGUCCACAAGCACUCCCGCCUAGCUGAGGUACUGCAGCUCGGCUCAGAUAUCCUACCUCAGUACAAGCAGGAGACCCCCAAAACCCCUCCUCACAUCAUCCUGCACUACUGCCUCUUCAAGACCACGUGGGACUGGGUCAUCCUCAUCCUCACCUUCUACACAGCCAUCAUGGUGCCCUACAACGUUUCCUUCAAGACAAAGCAGAACAACGUGACGUGGCUGGUGGUGGACAGCAUCGUGGACGUCAUCUUCUUGGUGGACAUCGUUUUAAACUUCCACGCCACAUUCGUUGGACCCGCUGGCGAGGUCAUCUCAGACCCCAAGCUGAUUCGAAUGAAUUACCUGAAGACCUGGUUUGUUAUCGACCUGCUGUCCUGCCUGCCGUACGACGUCAUCAACGCCUUCGAAAAUGUCGAUGAGAAUUGGAACCACCGAGCUGUCACUCAAGGGAUCAGCGGUCUGUUCAGCUCACUGAAGGUGGUCCGACUUCUUCGUCUGGGUCGGGUUGCCCGUAAACUGGAUCACUACAUUGAGUAUGGGGCUGCUGUACUGGUCCUGCUGGUGUGUGUUUUUGGACUGGCUGCUCACUGGCUGGCCUGCAUAUGGUACAGCAUAGGUGAUUACGAGGUUAUCGAUACAGAAACCAACUUUGUGCGCAUGGACAGCUGGCUCUACAUCCUGGCUGAGACGGUGGGCACACCGUACCGCUUCAACGCCAGCGGUUCAGGGAAGUGGGAGGGCGGGCCGAACAAGAACUCUGUCUACAUCACUUCCUUGUACUUCACCAUGACCAGCCUGACGAGCAUCGGCUUUGGUAACAUCGCCCCGACGACAGACGUAGAGAAAAUCUUUGCCGUGGCCAUGAUGAUGAUUGGAUCCCUUCUCUAUGCCACCAUCUUUGGUAAUGUGACAACAAUCUUCCAGCAGAUGUACGCCAAUACGAAUCGUUACCAUGAGAUGAUUAACAGUGUCCGGGACUUCCUCAAGCUCUACCAGGUACCCAAGGGCUUGAGUGAAAGAGUUAUGGACUACAUUGCCUCCACCUGGUCCAUGUCACGGGGUAUAGACACUGAAAAGGUGUUGCAGAUUUGUCCAAAGGACAUGAGAGCAGAUAUUUGUGUUCAUCUCAACCGGAAGGUUUUUAAAGAGCACCCUGCUUUCCGGCUAGCCAGCGAUGGAUGUCUCAGAGCGCUGGCCAUGGAGUUUCAAACCAUCCACUGUGCCCCUGGUGACCUGAUCUACCAUGCUGGUGAAAGUGUGGACAGCCUCUGUUUUGUAGUGUCAGGAUCACUGGAAGUAAUUCAGGACGACGAGGUGGUGGCCAUUUUAGGUAAGGGAGAUGUAUUUGGGGAUGUUUUCUGGAAAGAGGUGACUCUCGCUCAAGCCUGUGCCAACGUCCGAGCUCUGACCUACUGUGAUCUCCACGUCAUCAAACGUGACGCUCUGCAGAAGGUGCUGGAGUUCUACACAGCGUUUUCCAACCACUUCUCAAGAAAUCUGCUGCUCACUUACAACCUGCGUAAGAGGAUCGUCUUCCGAAAGAUCAGUGAUGUGAAACGAGAGGAAGAGGAGCGACAGAGACGUAAAAAUGAAGCCCCUCUGAACUUGCCGCCAGAUCACCCAGUACGAAAGCUCUUCCAGCGCUUUCGACAGCAGAAAGAAGCUCGCAUGGUGACCGACAAACCAGAACUAGACGAACAUGAUAUUGAGAAGGGCCCCAUGUAUGUGGACGUCCCGGUAGCUAAUACAGCCAUUACAACUACCAGCAUCGUCACAGUAACAGAAAGCCCAGCAACACCCUCAUCUUCAACGCCUUCAUCUUCAACACCCACCAACUGUGCUCCCUCAGACAAGGCGAAGCUGCAGGUGCCAACUCCCAUGUCUUUGGUCGGAGGCCGGCCUGCUGAACCACUCAAAGUCAAAGGCUGGGGUCGCUUCAAGGAGUCCAUGGCCAAAGUCGACAACUGGAACAAAGUUUCUAAAGCCGAAUCCAUGGAGACUUUACCUGAACGGACCAAGGGGCAUGAAUCACAGAUGUUUCUAAAGAAGACAGACUCAUGUGACAGCGGUAUCACCAAAAGUGACCUACGGCUGGACAAAGUGGGUGACUUCCGCAUGACGCCCCAGGACCGGAGUCCUGUUCAGCCUCCGGAGACCAGGCACUCCUUCUACCCCAUCCCAGAGCAAACACUUCAGGCCUCGCUUCAGGAGCUCAAGCUGGAGCUGAAGGACGACCUCAAGAACCUGAAUGUUCGAAUGUCAGGUCUGGAGGCGCAACUCACAGAAGCAAUUACACUCCUAAAAGCGAGGAAAUCAAGUGCUGGCUCUCCGCAGCCUCUUUUUGACAUUUCUAGACCUGUUUCACCAGAACUGGACAAAGAGGACAUCUUCUCUUGAAGGAUGGACGAAUCAUCAGGCAACAGUUAACUGUGAACUCAGCUGGAAUCCGGUAAUAUCCAGAUUACUUGGAUAGCUGAGGCUGCACUGGGCACACCAUUUAGAUUAGGCAAUAGUGUGGUCUUUAAGACACACCAGCCUUUAUCACUGGGGUGUACCUGUUGGUUAACAAAGGAAGGCAAGGUUGUAGCCCAUAUUUUGGUGUCAUAACACUGAACACUCGGAGGUUACAUAAAAACUGACAGCUCUAUGUUUGUACAUAAGUUUAUUUUUCCAUCACACUACUGUAUAAUGGAAAAAUAGCUUCAAUAGCUCCAAAAUCUGUUUACCACUUCAGAUUUUGAGAGUCUCAACAGAGGAACAUAGUUGUAUCUCUGUUGGAAGGCUCUAAUAGAAACAGCAUGUCCCACUGGUUUGUUACUGAAUCAUUUGUAUGAGAUUCUUUGCAUGUCAUAAAACGUGUGCCUCAAAUUGCAGAUGGUGCGUAGUUGAUUAAUUGAGGCCACACAGCGAGUCAUUUGCAUUAUUUCACCAUGACAGUGAAAAAGGACAGUCUUUGCGUAUGUGGAAACAGUCUCAGAGUAAUUUCCUUAAGCAAUUGAUGAAGUCUUUUAUUAUAUCAACUGCCAGGAUCAUUAUGAAUUAUACAACAGAUAACUCCAAGCAGGCAAUCAGAUUUUCAAAGACAUCUUUCAGCAGAGCUUAUUAUUUCCAUAAACCAUAGAUAGAUAACAAAUGCAAUGCUAACUAGUGUGGCAGCAGUGAGCAAGUUAUCCAUCUUUACUGAUAUCUAGUAUUUGUUAUUCUCAUAUGUAAACACUACUACAACCACAUACUGUACAUGAUACAUACAUUGUAUGAGCGCCAUGCAUUUUUAGCUUUGGUGAUGCAUAAUUAGGUAAUGUCGAUGGUACUGAUAAUGGCUGUGCUCCUUACCUUAUUUUAACAGAACAUAGUAAGGAAUGCCCUUUUGCAGAAUAUUUCUAAAAUAAAAUUUAUUUAUGUAAAAUAAAAAUUCAAAGUGCAGGUUUCUUCAUGUAAACAAACCUAGAUAGUUACUGGAACUUGUUUUAGUGAUGAUUUUUGCCUUUAAAGGCCUCUGAGGUACAUUUUUACAUUUGUUACACCAGUUAGCGUGCAUGAUUUAACAUGUCUGUCUGUCUUCACAUUCACUUGAGAAAAAAACAUCAUCCCAUGACGACACAAGAUACAAGUAAACUAUUAAUAAGGGGCAAAGAUCAAGUUUUUUUGGCACACAUGUUGUACACAUCUAAGUGUUUGGAAUGCAGGCGAUCUCUUUCAGGACUCUGAUUGCUUUAUUUGGCGCCAGUAUUUGGAAGCAAUGUCAACUUGCUUCUGGCUUCCACAAACUUAAAACGUACGGUCUAAAUGCGCCUUCAAACUGGAAGACAACCACCAGGGUGGUACUGCUUACACAGGAUAACCAAAAUGUUUUAACUUUGUGUCAUUUCGUAAUAGAAAAAAGGAAAAACAAGCAUUCUGAAGAAAUAAUUUACAAAGCAACCACUUUCCCAAAAAAAAAAAAAAGAUUUCAUUUCAGGUAAUUGUUUAAUAUUAAAUACACAAAAUAUAUUGCACAAAAAUUAAUUUUAGACUUUGUUGUAUUUCUAUUAAGAUUUUAUUUUAUUAAGUUUCCAAAAUGUUAUUAUGUAGUCUUUCUUUUUACUUUUAAACAAAAACUGCCUUCUAAUUAAUUUAAAUCCAUCGACACAGGCAGAGUAAUCCAGUCAAAAUAAAUAAAAUAAAGUUCAGGAACAAGUAGACAAGUAGAAUGAAAGUGUGAUUGUCAUGACUUUGUCUUUAAAUUGUAAUUUAGUUUUGCAUUUUAACACAAUUUCAAUUUCACCACAAAGGAAAACAUCAUUUACAGAGCAACAAACUUACACAAUAACAAUAUAGAAGUUUAAAAUUCUUUUAGAUGAAGACUGUUUCAGAUGUUAUACCAACAAUUAACUCUACUGAAACUACAGUAUAUAUAUCCUUUAUAUAUAUCCUUUUUGCACCACGGCUAAAUUGUUAGACUGAUGGAAGGAUUCAUCAUCAAUUUUACACUUAUACCUUCUAAAUUGUGUUGUUAACCAAAAUAAAAUAAUAAUGAAUGUAUCAGUGUGCUGUAUUGGAAACAAAACAAAGAAUCAGUAUGGAGGAACAGAGAGGGGCAGAGUGAGAAAACAGAGGGAGAAAAUGUGCUUUAGAGCAUUUUUGUGGUAACUGAAAUCAUGCAUUCAUUCAUUACAGAACCUUAAUAAGUCCACAGAAAAAGAUGCAUCAAACUUCAAGUAAAGCAGAGCCAUGAGUUCUGUUAUCAAGCAAUAAUUAUACAUAUUUAGCUGUUACAGUAGAAUUUGUGUGCUAAAACUUCAUCAGUUGACGUUCUUUAAAAACAAUGAAUAAUGGAAGAAAGUCUAAUAAUAUUCAGUAAAUAUAACACAUUUUUGAAACAAUCCAACUGUUUUUGCAGUUUUAUAGAUUGAGUUUAUGCAGAUUGCUGAUAAUGAAGUCCAGUGGCAUCGAUCUUCUCAUCCAACUCUGAAAUAAAGUGAAUAAAUGUCAAAAUGUCAAUCUAUUCCCUCAAAAUAAUAAGUCAUGACUUAUGCAAGUUUCUUUUAAAUUGUUUUUUUUUUAGAGACAAAAGUGUAGAAAGUGAGUUGAUGCUUUUGACUUUUUCUGAACAAACUGGUGAAGAAAGUCUAAUAAUAUUCAGUAAAUAUGACACAUUUUUGAAACAAUCAAACUGUUUUAUGCAGUUUUAUAGAUUGAGUUUAUGCAGAUUGCUUAUAAUGAAGUCCAGAAUACAUUCAUUGCAAUCAGUAGUAAUACUGUAUUAUAUCACUGAUAUUAGCAGUAGUCAUACUUUACAUACAAAACAAAUAAUUGAUUUUAACUGUUAACCAGAACUCAAAAGUGGUUUAGGGGUUUACCUCUGGUAGAAGCAAGAGCUUUACUGGUCUGCUUGAAUCUAUCUUUAGUAUACAGUAAAAGUAUUCUUUUACAUGGCAAAAAAUAACCAUUAUUCUAUAUUAUUUAUUAUUCAUAUGGAUAAUUUAUGUUCCCUGCAUGCCUUCUCUCUUAUCAAGACAAGCUGAGAUAGACACAGCUGAGAAGAAAAAGAUGCUGGGGUUUUUUCUCCAACACAUUCUGUAGCUCCAUUCGCAUCAAAAAUUCAGCUUACUAAAAAUAAAUGGGCAUGUCAUCACAGAAGUGAGAAACUCAUUUGGUUUAGAGUCAGUGUUUGUGGGUCUUUAUGGGUCUGCCUUCACAAAGAAUUGUGAUCUUAUAGAGGGAAAAGCACUAAAAUCAGCUUGCUAUGACUUCUCUAUUAUAGAGAUUCAUAAAGCUGCUGCUCACACAUUACUAAGAAGUUCAGAAAUCAAAAGGAGCAAAAGAGGGCUGACUGUCACUGAGGAAUUUAGUCAGCCCAGUAACAGAAAGGAUCUAAAACUCUUUAAAAUGAGAAACUAAUUUGGUAAAAAAAAAAAAUAUUACAUUACUAUUACACAAUAACUUUUCCAAUUAUUAUGAUUAAGACUGUAUAAGUACAAGUUAGGGUAGUGCAGUGCAUCAAUAGCGUGCAAAGUUUUUUAGAACAAUUUAAAAGUAUAGUUUGACAUUUUGGGAAAUACGUUUAUCAGCUUUCUUGUCGAGAGUGAGUUGAGAAGAUCGAUUCCACUCUCAUUUAAGAGGAGCCCAGGAGCACUACAGGGGAAAGUUGAGAAACUUUAUGCAAAUGUCCUCUGACACAACGACAUCCAGGCGUUCGUUUUAAUGCCCGCAGAAACAGAAGCACAGAGUUAUUUACUACUACACUCCACUAGUCGAGUGGGGAUCAGUUCAAGCACAGAUGCAGAACCACAAUGUCAAUCAGUCUUGCCUGCUCAGGCAUCGUCGUAUUAAAACAGUUUCAACAAUGUGUACGGUGUUUAAAAAAAGACGCAACCAAAGCUUUACUUUUCUUGGGAAACAAAUUGUGCUACAGGAAAUUAACUUCCUUGUGUGUAAUACAGCGGCUACAUCAGAAAACAACAAGAGUGGAAGCAGCUAGCUUGGCUCUUUCCAAGUUCAAAAACGCCUAUCAGCACAUGUAGAGCUCAUUAAUUAACACAACACAUUACAUCUCGUUUGUUUCAUCUGCACAAAAUCCGAAAUGUAAAAAUGACAUGUUGUGGUUUUACGGGGAGUUACUUGCCAGUAGGCCGUUUUGAACGUUGGAACUAAGAGUCAGGCUAGCUGUUUCUCCCUACUUCCAGUCUUUAUGCUAAGAUAAGCUAAGUGACUUCCAGCUCUAGCUCCUUAUAACGCACACGAGUGGCAUCGAUCUUCUCAUCUAACUCUCUGAAAUAAAUUUAAUAAAUGUCAAAAUGUCAAACUAUUCCCUCAAAAUAAUAAGUCAUGACUUUGUAAGUUUCUUGUUUUGUUGUUGUUUUUCUUAGAGAAGAAAGUGUAGUAAGUGAGUUGAUGCUUUUGACUUUUUCUGAACAAACUGGUGAGGAUUGUGAGCUUUAGUCUGGAAUUGUAUACACGACAGCUCAAGAUUACACUUUAAAAUCAUGUUAUGUGGAGGUCAAAGGUGUAAACCUUUCAAUGUUACACAACAGUUUAACUGUUUAAAAUGAAUUAAAACAAACGAAAAACUGAUGAAAAAGCCUACUCUGACUUUAAAUAAUACUAGCAACAAUGCUAAAAACGACUUAAUGAGGUGCUGACUGUUUGUCAUUUGUCUUAUUAUUUACUAUUUAUGUGAUUCAACAAUACUGAACCCACAUGGAAAAUAAUAUUUAUUUUCUUUAACAGAUUAUUGUUACAUUGUGAAAAAUGUAAAUUGUUUUCUUUGAAGUUACUUAUGGUGGAAUAUUUUCAUUUUAGCUACAAUUAACUGCUGUUUCAUUUGACCAAUGACACAGAUGAAUGACCGAAUUGGUAAUAUUUGUAAAGAAUUUUUUAAACUUUCAUUUUGAAUGAUACGACCUAUGAAUCUUGUAAAUUUGGCCUUUUUUGUUGGUACUGUAUUCUCUCAUGUGAUUGGUUAUAUUUACACUGUAAAUUUACAACUCUCUUUAUUUAUUUUACAGUAUCUAACAGGAACAGAACUGGAUACGACUGAAUAAAUAUAAUAAAAUCAGUAAAAAGAUCAAGCCCUUUCCAGCUAAAAAUCUGAUUUUGUGUCACUAUUUGAACAAAGCCCAACGACAAAGACAUGUGGAGGGAACUUUCACUUAUGCCUGUUUGAAGAGGCUGAGUUUUUUACCAACACGUUACUAAAAUGGGAUGUAGGUACACUCUAAAACUCAGAGACAAGAGCUUUGAAAGCGAUAUGCAGUUCUUUGCUGAAUCACUUAUAAAAAACGGUCCAAACGGUGACAAAAUAUGGAAGGCUUUUAUAGUACUGAAUUACCACUUCAUUACAUUUCCCUUAUAAUAUUAAGUCAUUAUCUUUGAUUGCUACUAAGAAGCAUGCAACACUGUGCCUUCAUAAUAUUGCCCCUUUUCAGACCUGCAGAAAGAAAAGCAGUGUUAAAUAUCCAAAUUACUGUCGCUCCUUUGAAACCAUUUGAACACAGAACUAUUUUUGUGGUCAGCUCUAGAAAGCUGCCUAGUUCUAAAACUAUAUAUAUAUAUAUAUAUAUAUAUAUAUAUAUAUAUAUAUAUAUAUAUAUAUAUAUAUAUGUAUAUGUGUGUGUGUGUGUAUGCACAAAUUAUAUUGCAAUGUUUAGAUUCUUAAAGAGAAAAGUUUGACUUUGGUGUGUGGUUUAUGUAAUAUGCACAUGCAUCUAUGUUCACACGUCGUGAUGAGAAAUGUAACUAUUUCAAGCACAAUGGGAACUCUUUUUGUUAUGAACUGUGACAUACUGUACUAUUCAAAAUAAAUAUUUUAUACAUACUGUA
This is a messenger RNA of Siniperca chuatsi (mandarin fish), 9998 nucleotides long. RefSeq names its product potassium voltage-gated channel, subfamily H (eag-related), member 1a (gene kcnh1a). Lineage: Eukaryota; Metazoa; Chordata; Actinopteri; Centrarchiformes; Sinipercidae. The coding region runs from base 1146 to 4094 and encodes 982 amino acids. The record is from RefSeq and is a predicted model, not a curated record. Gene Ontology annotation, molecular function: delayed rectifier potassium channel activity. The transcript has 14 exons. Gene Ontology annotation, cellular component: membrane. Gene Ontology annotation, biological process: regulation of membrane potential; potassium ion transmembrane transport.